UAAAACUGUUUUUAGUUUUCAGUAAUAUCAACAUGCUUCGUCUUAUUGCUUUUUCCUAUUUGUUGCUAGUAGUUGCAGCACAGAAUCAAACCACUGAAACCAAUCCAGAAAGUACAACAGCUCCUCGACCCUGCUGGGCAGAUGCAUUCCCUACACCACCAUCAUCAUCAUCAUCAUCAAGCCUUAAAGGUAAGAAUGAGCUGACCUGUGAUGUGUGCACCUUUAUCUUCCAAGAACUGGAUGAUGUACUUCUAGACAACGAAGAACAGAUUGCGCAUGCUCUUGAGAAUCUUUGUGAAGGCAUACCAUGGAUAUUUGAAAUCUGCUGGCGCCUGGUGGAAGCCUGCACUGAUGAUAUUAUUGAGAUGAUUAUUGAGUCCGGUCUUAACCCAGCAGAUAUGUGUCAAGCUCUCUUCCUUUGCCCUUAGGAUAGGCAGAUUUUUGUAAAUAGUUUUAUUAUUUGAUCAUUUGAUCAUUGAUUAAUUUUAAUCAAUUUGAUGAAUUUGAUUAUUUGUCUUUCAAAAUUAAUUAAUAAAUCUUUUUUAUCAUAAUCAAUAAAUGUUGUCUGCAUAUCAAUAAAUAUUGUCUGCUUAUCAAUAAAUGUUGUGUGCAUAUCAAUAAUUGUUGUCUGCAUAUCAAUAAAUGUUUUGUGCAUAUCAAUAAUUGUUGUCUGCAUAUCAAUAAUUGUUGUCUGCAUAUCAAUAAAUGUUGUGUGCAUAUCAAUAAUUGUUGUCUGCAUAUCAAUAAAUGUUUUGUGCAUAUCAAUAAUUGUUGUCUGCAUAUCAAUAAUUGCUGUCUGCAUAUUAAUAAUUGUGGUAUGCAUAUCAAAAAUUGUUGUCUGCUUAUCAAUAAAUGUUGUCUGCUAAUCAAUUAUUGUUGUCUGCUUAACAAUAAAUGUUGUCUGCAAAUCAAUAAAUGUUGUCUGCUAAUCAAUUAUUGUUGUCUGCAUACCAAUAAUUGUUGUCUGCAUAUCAAUAAAUGCUGUCUGCUAAUCAAUUAUUGUUGUCUGCAUAUCAAUAAUUGUUGUCCGCAUUUCAAUAAAUGUUGUCUGCAUUUCAAUAAAUGUUGUCUGCAUAUCAAUAAAUGUUGUCUGCAUAUCAAUAAAUGUUGUCUGCUUAUUGAUAACGUUGUCUGGUUAUCAACAAUUGUUGUCUUAUCAGAUAAAAAAGCAGUUUAAGAAUAAGAAACAUGGAAUUUAAUUCACAAAACUAGUUUCUAUUUCAGCAAAAAGGUGUUUAAUAAUCUUCGACUUGGCGCUCACUUUGUAACGCCAUUAGUUUUAAUUAUUAACCAGCGUUAAUUACAUGAACU
This is a messenger RNA of Eurytemora carolleeae, 1311 nucleotides long. RefSeq lists its product as uncharacterized. NCBI's taxonomy places the organism in Eukaryota, Metazoa, Arthropoda, Copepoda, Calanoida, Temoridae. The record is from RefSeq and is a predicted model, not a curated record. The transcript has 5 exons. Gene Ontology annotation, biological process: lipid metabolic process. Bases 33 to 428 code for a protein of 131 amino acids.